AUGAAGGAGAAAUCGAAGUACCAUUUAUUUGGCAAUUUUUUAACCAAUCAUUUGUUAAUAUUUUUCAUGAUUUUACUGAUAAAUGUGUUGUUAUAUUUUUCAUUUAUUAACGGAUUUUUAUUUCCAAGAGAAGGAAUUGUAAACAAGUCCGAAAAUUUAGAAAUUUUUAGUAGAAAAGUGUUCGGUGAUGAAUAUAUAGAAUUUUUAAAGAAAAAAAAACAUGUACAUUCAAUAAUAAAUGCACCAUACAAUAGAAUAAUAAUUCUAUUAAUAGAUUCUCUUAGGUUUGAUUUUGCUCUUUACGACCCAAAUUAUAGUAAAGAAAAGGAAAAGGAUGAAACUCUUAGUGGACAAGAGAAGCAAAAAGAUGAAGUCAAGUAUUUUCUAAAUAAUAUGCUGAAUUUACAUAAUAUAUUGAAAAAUGAAAAGAAAAACUCUAGAUUAUUUAGAUUUGAAGCGGAUGCACCUACUGUAACUACGUCAAGAUUAAAAUCUAUGUUGAUUGGGACAAUACCAAAUUAUAUGGAUUUAAAUGAGAAUUUUAGUCCAAAUGAAAAUAUACAAGAUAAUUUUGUUGAGCAACUUCAUUCAAACAAGAAAACAAUUAUUGCCAUUGGUGAUGAAACUAUUACAAAAUUAACAAGAAAUAUAACUAAGAAAUUAGUAUAUGAAAGUUUUAAUAUGUUUGAUUUAUAUUCUUUAGAUAUAAAAUCAAAAAAUCAUUUUUAUAAAGAAUAUUCUUUAAGUUAUUGGGACAUUAUCUAUGUCCAUAUGUUAGGUGUUGAUCAUGUAGGACAUGUGAAAAAGACAAAUUCUAAAAUAAUGAAAAAUGUAAUAAAGAACUUUGAUAUCCUUAUCCAUGAUAUAAUUAAGAAAAUAAAAUUAGAACAAAAGCAUAAAACACUUUUUGUAGUUUUUGGAGAUCAUGGUCAAAUGGAUUCAGGAGAUCAUGGUGGUUUUAGCGCAGAUGAAAUAGAUAGUGCUUUAUUCGUUUAUUCUCCUCUGGGUUUUAUGAAUAUGGAUAAAAAUAUAGAUAGUAAAAAUUUAGUAUUAUAUGAUAGGGAAAUCUUGCAUAGAAGUUCUUCCCCUUCUGAUGCUUCUCUCGGUCCUGAUAAUAAUACAAGAGGAAAAGAAAGCUACAUAAGACAUCAUUCAGUUUUACGUAAUGCGCAUAGGGAUAAAUCUUAUUUUUACAAUGUUAAGCAUACAAAACAGAUAAAUUUAAUUAGUACUCUAUCAUUUUUAAUUGGUUCAACUGUGCCAUUUUGCAAUAUAGGAAAUGUUAUUCUAGAUAUCCUUCCGAGUGCAUAUAAGACAAAUACCAUUAUAAAUAUAGGAGAAAAAGAUAACAAAAAAAAAAAUACGCAAAGGUAUAAUAAAAAUCAAUCUAACAUAUACUAUGAUUUAUUAGAUUUACAUUACAUUGCUGAGUUAAAUUAUGCAAAUCUUUGGCAAAUAAAUAGAUAUUUAAAUGAAUAUGAAAAAAAUUAUACAGUAGAUAAAAAUGAGAAUUAUUUUCUUAUUAAAAAUGGUUGGAAACAAAUAGAAGAAAAAAAAUCGUGUUUUUUCAAACCUGAUAAAGAGUUUAUAGACAAUGAAGAAAUGUUAAAUAUUGAAAAAGAGUCAUAUAUAGAAUAUAUAAAUAAAAUGAGAAAUUUAAUGCAAAUUACUCAAAAGUAUUUCUAUUUUAUUUUUAGUAUAAAAAAAAAAUCUUUUAUAAUUUUAAGUUUUGCAAUAUGUAUUUUUUAUUUUCUAAUACUUAAGUUGUUUUAUCAUUAUUCUAAGUUAAAUUAUUAUCAUAAAUCCAUUACAGCUAGUAGUCUAAUUUUUAUUCUAAUAUUUCUGUUUAUUAUAGUAAUUACAUUUGAUUUUUUUAAUGGAAACAUAUACAUAAUGUUGUUGCCAUUUGUAUUUUUAUUCUUUCUAGUGUUCCAUAUAUUUUCAAAAAAUAAAUAUAAAGAUAUUUCCAGAUUUUUUAUUUAUUCGAAAUUAAGUCUAAUAUCCAAUCUUUUUUUAGACGAAGACUUAAUUACAUUUAAGGGAAUACAACACCAAGAAAGUGAUUAUUUUCAUAAUUAUAAUAAUAGAAAAGACAUAUACCAAAAAGGAUCUAAUAAAAAAUUUUUUCAAAAAUUUUUUGGUUUACUUAAGUGUUUAUUAAUUAUAAUUAAAAGAAGCGCUUCAAAAAGUGCUAGUAUUGUCUUUCCUAAUAUAUUUCAUAAGAUAUGUUGUUUUAUUUCCAUAGAAAAGAAAUCAAUUCAAAUAAUUAAGAAUAAUAAAUUUUUUAUAUUUGUUAUUGUGUGGAGCUUAUUUUUAAUGUCCUUUAACUACAUAUAUAGUGAGAAUCAUUUCAUUCACCUCAUAUUAAUUGUUCAUGUGCUCUCUUCCACACGAACGUGCGAACGCUAUCUUUCCUAUCAAUUUUUUAGGGAGCUGCUCCUUCUAGCCGCUUUAAUAAUCAAUAUGUCUGUCAGUUUUCUGCCUAGCUAUUUUGUGCAUGACAAGGAAAAAUUAUUUUUAAAAAGAUCAGUUUUGAAUAUAGCACUGCCUAUUACUUUUUAUUUUUUUAGUAUAUUGUUAAUAAAUUGUAACAUACACAAAUUAUUAAGGAAGAAAAUAAAAACAACAAUGAUAGUAGGAUGGACCAUACAGUUCAUUCUUGUUGUUUUAUUUUUGCAAAAAAUUAAUGAUCAUCUUAUAUUUUGGUUUCCUCCAAUUAUUUAUAUAUUGACCUUUUCACUAAUUGCAUUUGUUUUAUUAAGAAAAAAUAGCAUAAUAGAAAAAGAAAAAAUAGAAGAUUCCUAUCAAAAGAUUUAUGAAGUUUCUAUUAGUUUCUUUCUAAUACUUAUGUCUGCACUGCAGUUAUCUCUUAUUAUAUACAGUAAUACGAAUUUAAGUGUAAUGGUAUUUUUUUAUAUGACAUUGUUAUUUUUUUAUUUCUAUUUUAUAAGUAUGAACAAUUCAAGAAAAAACCAAGAUAUAAAUAACGUUAAACUUAUGUGGAUUCGGGAAAACAGAAACAUAGAUAUGUUCAUUAACUCAAAAGAAGAAAUAUAUAUAAAGGAAAAAUUUACUGUGAAUACAUCGGUAAAAGAAAAGUUUUAUCUUAAGCUUGAAGAACAAAGAGAAAGUAUAUUAGAUAAAUGUAAUUACCUAAAUCAUUCAGAUAUUACACAAAUUCAAGUUUAUAAAUUAAUUAGAAAUAUUUCAUUCUUUUAUAUUAAUGAAACAGAUUUUUAUAUAUUGUCUUUUAUACUUUUAAAAUAUAGUUUUUUUUUAACGGGACAGAAAUUUGUUUUUACUAAUCUACCGUUAAUUUCAGCAUAUAUUGGUUUUAACAAAUAUGUUUGGCCGCUUAGUCAGAUAUAUAUAUUUAUGCAUGUUUUUUUUCCUAUGUUAUUUUCUUUUAUAUUCAUCAUUUACAUUUUUAAUUUAAGAAAGAUAAUGAUUAUGGAAUCCUUUAAUGAGAAGGAUUUUUAUAAUUUUUACUUUUAUCCAUUAUUCAAUUUUUUGUUUAAGGGCUUCUUCUUGCUUUGUGUAAAGUGCGUUACGUCUCUGUGGGUCGCUUUUUAUUUGGAUUUUCACAUUAUGCUACACGACUAUUUUUUACCGAAUUAUUUUUAUUUGUCUUCUAUAGUUAUAACUUAUACUGUUCUUUCUAUGAUUAUUUUAUUAAUAACCAAGAGUAUAUUUUUAAGAUAA
Molecule: messenger RNA, 3702 nt
Organism: Plasmodium malariae
Lineage: Eukaryota; Apicomplexa; Aconoidasida; Haemosporida; Plasmodiidae
Product: GPI ethanolamine phosphate transferase 3, putative
Exons: 4
Coding region: 1-3702 (1233 amino acids)
Biological process (GO): GPI anchor biosynthetic process
Cellular component (GO): endoplasmic reticulum membrane
Molecular function (GO): mannose-ethanolamine phosphotransferase activity
Source: RefSeq, a predicted model, not a curated record